AGAAGAGCCCGGAAGAGAGCAGAAGGCACAGCCAGUUCCAAUGUCUUCUCCAUGUUCGACCAGUCCCAGAUUCAGGAGUUUAAAGAGGUUGGCUGUCCUUGAACUUGUGUCCUCUCCUCUCUAGGUCGCAUAAAUGUCAAGAAUGAGGAGCUGGAAGCCAUGGUGAAGGAAGCUCCAGGGCCCAUCAACUUCACAGUCUUCCUGACCAUGUUUGGGGAGAAACUCAAGGGCACGGACCCGGAAGAGACCAUACUGCAUGCCUUCAAAGUGUUUGACACGGAAGGAAAAGGCUUUGUCAAGGCUGACUUCAUUAAGGAAAAGCUCAUGACCCAGGCUGACCGCUUCAGUGAGGAGGAGGUCAAGCAGAUGUUUGCAGCGUUCCCACCUGAUGUCUGUGGCAACUUAGACUACAGGAAUCUGUGCUAUGUCAUCACACAUGGCGAGGAGAAGGACUAG
This is a messenger RNA of Chionomys nivalis (European snow vole), 456 nucleotides long. RefSeq names its product myosin light chain 10 (gene Myl10). The transcript is spliced from 5 exons. Gene Ontology annotation, molecular function: calcium ion binding. The record is from RefSeq and is a predicted model, not a curated record. Gene Ontology annotation, cellular component: cytoplasm; mitochondrion. NCBI's taxonomy places the organism in Eukaryota, Metazoa, Chordata, Mammalia, Rodentia, Cricetidae.